CGGAGAGAGGGAAGGCGUCAGUGUCGCUUGUGCUGCGCAAUAAUGGCCUUCUCCCUUCCCUUCAUUAUAUGCCAGGUUAUUGUGGCGCUGACCAUUGAUCUGAAUUUGACCGACUGGCUGGGCUCAUAUGAAAUUGUAACACCAUUGCUGGUAGAGGAGAGGAUUGUGAAUAAAACAAGAGAGCUUACCUAUGUAAUUAUGAUUGACAGAACAGACUACGUUAUUCACUUAAUUCGUAAUCCGAUGCUUGUUCCUACAGACUUUAAAGUUUUUUCCUACAACAAAGCAUACUCCUUGUAUUUUGACGAGCCCCACAUUCUUACACAAUGCUACUACCAAGGAUAUAUACAAGGAUACCCAAACUCAGUAGUGGCUAUGAACACAUGCUCUGGACUUAGGGGCAUCAUGCAUACAGAUGAAUUUAUAUAUGCAAUUGAACCAAGUCAACAAUUAGACAAUUUUAAGCACGUUGCUUAUAGUAUGGAACAGUUUAAAACAACUAUACACUGUUUACUGAACACAUCCAUUUACCAUCCUCCUACAAAAAGCUCACCCAUAGAGCAGGGAUUAGGUGGUCGCAAUAAAACAGCAUAUGUGGAGGUAUUUAUGGUUGUAACUCAACAACAGUUUGAAUUCCAUCAUGAAAACCAAACACUUCUAUUAGAGAGCAUGCUUGAUUUAAUAAAUGGUGUAAAUGCAGUGUACCAGGCUUUAAAUUCUCACAUUGUUUUGGUUGGAAUAGAGAUCUGGUCUAAUGAAAAUCUUAUUAACACAGCGGGAAAGAAUGUGCAUGCUAUUCUGUCAGAUUUCCUUGCCUGGAAGAGAGAAUACCUGGAUGAGAACAUUAAAUGUGCUGUUGCAGUUUUAUCUUGGAGAGAUGAGACCGUCUCCACAUCAAGUCUGUCACAUUUGAGAGGAGCCUGCAGUCCUGAUAAUUCUGCCUUCAUAAUCAAGAUGAACCUUGAGAAACCAGUGCUCAGUUUGAAUCUGUUUACUCAUGAGCUGGGCCACAUUCUGGGAAUGAAGCAUGACACAAGUGGAUGCACAUGCAAGUCUGGAAAAGCAGCUUGUGUAAUGGCUAACAGUGGCUUAUUGUCUCUUGGCUUCAGUAACUGUAAUGAGAAGGACAUGGAGAUGUUUUUUGCUAGCAGUGAAGCCAGUUGUCUGUGGAAAGAACUAUCCCAAUGUGGUAACAACAUUCUAGAACAAGGGGAGGAGUGUGACUGUGGUUCUGUACAGGAAUGUGCAAUUAUUAAAUGCUGCGACCCAACAAUUUGCAAAUUAAGGGAGAAUGCGGAAUGUUUAUCUGGACUUUGCUGCAAGGAUUGUAGGCUUUUACCCAAAGGAACACUCUGCAGAAUACCCAAAACUGAGUGUGACCUUGCUGAAUACUGUGAUGGAGCAUCCAGUCACUGCCCUUUAGACAUGUACCAACAGAAUGGGUCCCCGUGUAACAAUGGCACAUCUUUGUGUUAUGAAAAUACAUGUUAUGACUACAAUAAACAUUGUGAAACAGUAUUUGGAGAAGGUGCAACUGUCGCUCCUCUGUCUUGUUUCCAAUCGGUGAAUACAAUAGGAGAUCGAUUUGGGAACUGCAACACAGAAAGAGAGAUGGUUGAAUGUAAUAUCAUGAAUGUAAUGUGUGGCCGACUUCAGUGCCAAAAUGUGAGUUCUCAAAUGAAGCCCAUUGAUAACAAAACUGCCAUAAUUCUGACGCCAAAUGGAAACUCCUGGUGCUGGGGAAUAGACUUUCAUUCCAACCAACAUUCUUUUGACCUUGGAACUGUUCCAGAUGGGGCACCUUGUGAUACAGGAAAGAUAUGUUUGAACAAAAGAUGCUUAAGCUCCUCAGUGCUGUCAUAUGAUUGUGACGUGAAGCGCAAGUGUGGCGGAAAUGGGGUUUGCAACAAUAGAAAGAACUGCCAUUGUUAUUCACAGUGGGCCCCCCCUAAUUGCACCGAGAGUGGAUAUGGGGGAAGUGUGGAUAGUGGGCCUGUAACCAAAGAUUCAUCUCUUGUAUUCAUGCCAGAAGGAGGAAUGCUGCGCUUGUAUGAUACCAGUGCAGCAAGAUGCCCAAGGCUGCCUGUUUUCAUAAUUAUUCUUUAUCAGACUUUGCUUAUUGAGUGUUUUCAAUCCAUCUAUUAAUAUGCUGUCUGGUAAGCAUGGCUGAAAUAAUGGCUAACCAGCCUACCGAUGAAUUAACAGCUGCCCAUUCAGGUCUCCUUCCAGCAGCCCUAAUAUAUUUAUAUUUUGUUUCAAGACCUUGUUAGAAAUGUUAUAGUAGCAACAUCUCAAAAGAAUUUGUCUGCACCCUUGUUGUUUAUUAAACUUUAGAUUUACAGUUCAUUCUA
Messenger RNA from Xenopus tropicalis (tropical clawed frog), 2351 nucleotides. It is a transcript of the gene adam21, whose product is annotated as ADAM metallopeptidase domain 21. Lineage: Eukaryota; Metazoa; Chordata; Amphibia; Anura; Pipidae. The record is from RefSeq and is a predicted model, not a curated record. The transcript is spliced from 19 exons. The coding region runs from base 43 to 2145 and encodes 700 amino acids.